CCUGACGCCAUGGCUUGCUUCGCAGCGAUAAGUUUGGAGAACCUACGGGCAGUUCGAUCACUUUUGCCAAUUUUCAGUUUUGUGAGUUUUUUCUCCGUUUUUAAAGGUGAUAUCUAGCGAGACUGAAGAGUUGCGGCAUCUGCGAGUCAACGAGUUAGUGGUUUUGACAACCGAAAUUUUCGAAGGGGUUUUUUCGAUUUUCAUCUGAAGGUUUUCCAAUUUUUUACGGACCAGUUUUUCAUCCAGUUGUUUUCGACUUUUCCUAAAAAUCAUUUCAAGUAUGGCUUUCAAUGGGAAAGGAGCUAAUGGUGAUGCCUCGGAGUCUUCGGAGUCACAAGAUAAACGAAAAAUUUUUGUUGGUGGUCUGUCAUCGGAUACUGGCGAGGAGGACGUGAAGACAUACUUCGGCCAAUUCGGAACUGUUGAGUAUGUGACACUGAAGCGGGAUCCAGCCAGUGGCAGAUCGAGAGGAUUCGCUUUUGUCACUUUCUCGGACAUCUCCGCCGUGAAAGCGGUGAGCGCCGUAUCUAACCAUGUCCUUAAGAAUAAAAAGAUCGAUCCUAAACCAGCAGAGCCCAAACCGGGCGAGGAACCGGUCACUAAAAUCUUCGUUGGAGGCAUUGAUCCUAACCUAACUGAGGAAGAGUUGAAGGGCUUUUUCAGCCAUUAUGGAACGAUAAAAAAUGUGGAAUGGCCGAAAGACCGUCUGCGAGAUGGAGCCAAAAAGAAUUUUGCUUUCUUGGAAUUCGAAGAUGACAAGAUUGUCAGUGAAAUCAUCAAAAAUCCGAAGCAGAUGGUUGCUGGCAAAAUGUGUGACGUGAAGAAAGCAUUACCAUCUCAGCCGAAAACACCCGGAGCGAAUGCCGCUGGUGGUCGCUAUGCAGACUACGGAAAUCCAUAUGGAAGCUUCGGAUACGGUUAUGGUGCCGGCGGAUAUGGCGAUAGUUAUGCUUCAUAUUACGGCUCUCAAGGAUACGAUCAGAGCUACUAUGGAGACUACGGUGGCUAUGAUUAUACCGGGGGUUAUGACUAUACCGGAGCUGGCUAUGGAGCAACUGGAUAUGGCGAUGCAGGAUACAGCGCAGCGCGAGGAGCAAUGCGAGGUGCAAUGAGGGGCCGUGGCGCUCCGGGUGGAAUGGCUGGUAGAGGGAUGCCACGCCCAGGAGGAAUGGCGGGUGCGGGAGCACGUGGAGCGGCCAGAGGCUUCCAUCCGUACAGAAGAUAGAGAAGAGCGUGUUAAUUGUGAGCCACUUUGUUAUUAAUUUAUGCCAUGGUAUUUUUGUUAUCGAAUCGACGCGGAGUCGAACUUCUCAUUAGGGUAGCCAGUGGCCAAGCGCCAUGUUUUUGCACGAAUCGGAAAUGAUUUCCAUUUUAUUCGUAUUGAUUGCCGUGUUCCCUGAAAGGUCGCUGUAAUUUACCGUGGGAAUCUGCAUUCUGCAACUUUUAGCAUAAAUAUGGCUGUCUUAAAUAACUGAAUUGCUGAUUGCCUGAAUGGCAAAAAAAAACCAAAUAAAAUGACUGCUUUCA
Paramacrobiotus metropolitanus is the source of this 1527-nucleotide messenger RNA. RefSeq names its product RNA-binding protein squid-like. Gene Ontology annotation, cellular component: nucleoplasm. Gene Ontology annotation, biological process: regulation of gene expression. Gene Ontology annotation, molecular function: RNA binding. Lineage: Eukaryota; Metazoa; Tardigrada; Eutardigrada; Parachela; Macrobiotidae. The coding region runs from base 281 to 1225 and encodes 314 amino acids. The transcript has 7 exons. The record is from RefSeq and is a predicted model, not a curated record.